Messenger RNA from Acanthosepion pharaonis, 531 nucleotides. Lineage: Eukaryota; Metazoa; Mollusca; Cephalopoda; Sepiida; Sepiidae. The record is from the annotation of a GenBank genome assembly.
AUGUUUGUUUUCUCUCUCUCUCUCUCUUUCUCUCUCUCUCUUUUCUCUCUCUCUCUCUCUCUCUCUCUUACUUCCUUUUCCACAAAUCCUUUGUCUCAAGUGACAUCAGCGACGUAUGAAAGCACGGCAGAAUUAUGCGAUCACCUGAACGAAUUAUCGAUUAUGGAUCGCAAAACAAGCAAACGGCCACCCAAUCAUUAUUUAUGUCAUCUCUGCUUCAGUAAAGGACAUUACAUCAAAGAUUGUCCACAGGCUCGUCCUAAAGGAGAAGGUUUGACUCCUUACCAAGGGAAAAAGCGAUGUUUUGGCGAAUACAAGUGUCCUAAGUGCAAACGUAAAUGGAUGAGUGGAAAUAGUUGGGCGAAUAUGGGACAAGAAUGUAUUAAAUGCCACAUCAAUGUUUAUCCAUUUAAGCAGCGCCCAUUGGAGAAACCGGACGGCCUUGACGUAUCUGAUCAAAGCAAAGUACACCCUCAACACCUCUGCGAAAAAUGCAAAGUUUUAGGCUAUUAUUGUCGGCGUAUGAACUAA